Molecule: messenger RNA, 2088 nt
Organism: Papaver somniferum (opium poppy)
Lineage: Eukaryota; Viridiplantae; Streptophyta; Magnoliopsida; Ranunculales; Papaveraceae
Exons: 5
Coding region: 1-2088 (695 amino acids)
Source: RefSeq, a predicted model, not a curated record
AUGCAUGAUUCAGAAACCCAUAGUUCAAGAGUCACUCAUCCUCAUCAUGCUAGACAUGUUAGGAAUUAUGUUCAACAAUUAGGGCUCAUUGACUUAGGUUUCUCAGGAGUUGACCCUACUUGGUCAAAUCAUCGCAGUGGAGAUGAUCAUGUAUCUGCUCGUCUAGAUAGGGCUUUAGUGAACAGUCGAUGGAUCAAUCAUUAUACAACUGCUCAUCUUCAACACUUAAUUCCGAUUGCUUCGGAUCACUGCCCAAUUUUUCUCCAUACGGUUCCUGCUGCUAGUAAAAGUUCUCCUUUUAAGCUCUACAAGUGUUGGUUUCAACUGGAUUCAUGUACUGAUACUAUUUCUCGAAGUUGGCAUCAACAAUAUUCGGGGUCUCCAUCCUUUCAGUUUUCUAGUAAGCUAAAAUUUACUAGAACUCAGCUGCAAUUGUGGAAGAAAAUGUCCUUUGGCAACAUCGAAAGUAAUCUUCAAAACAUUCAAAAUCAGCUUCAACGUUGCUAUGACAAUAAUUUGACUUCUUCUCAUCCUCAGGUUAAACGGUUAAGUUCAUCCUUGCAGCAAUGGCUUUCAAUUCAUAAGGAGUUCUUCAUGCAAAAAUCAGGUGAUAAAUUUAUUGAGACUGACAGAAACACAUCUUAUUUCCAUUCAUUAGCUAAUUAUAAUAAAAAAAAAUCAAAUAUUAAUGCUAUUCAGGGUCCUUUGGGAAUUUGGUAUGACAACAGAAGUGAUAUUGAAGCUAUUUUUUUGAAUCAUUUUGCAAAAACUCAGAACAACAGUCUUAUCCAGAUUCCUGAUGCUCAAGAAAUUAAAGAUGUUGUGUUUCAAUCAGGCCUUGGGAUUCUCCGGGUAAUGAUGGGUUUCAGGCGGCUUUUUAUCAACAAUGCUGGGAUAUUGUCGGCUCAGAGACAUAUCCAUGACAAUAUUAUUAUUGCUCAUGAGAUAUUGCAUAGUAUGAAAACUAAGAAGAUUAACAAGGCUUUAGUUGGAUUAAAGUUAGAUAUGUCGAAAGCUUUCGACAGGGUAGAAUGGUCAUUCUUGCUUUCUAUUUUUCGCCAACUAGGUUUUCAUGCUGACUGGAUUACUUUAAUUGAGCAAUGCAUUUCUACUUCAAAUAUCUCUAUUUUGAUUAAUGGUAGUCCUUCUUCGACUUUUUCUCCGACUCAGGGUAUUCGUCAAGGCGACCCACUGUCUCCGUAUUUGUUUCUUUUCAUCAUGGAAGCUUUCUCUCUUCUUAUGAAGCUUAACAUUGAUUCUGGUCAUCUUUCAGGAAUUAAAAUUAAUCGUCAUUGUUCUUCAUUCAAUCAUCUGUUUUUUGCAGAUGAUUGUUUGUUAUUUUUUCAAGUCGAUUCUUCUCAAAUGAGACAUCUUCAACAUUUGCUUCACAUUUUUGGGCAAGCUUCAGGUCAGGUUAUAAAUAUGCAGAAAUCAACUUUGUUUUUUGGUAAACAUACUUCUAAUGCUCAUAAGUCUUGUAUAACUAGUAUUCUUGGUAUGAAAGUUGUGGGACUAGGAGACAAAUAUUUGGGUAUACCUCUUCUGCUUCACAGAUCUAGACAUCAGAACUGCCAAGGUAUAACUGAUAACAUGUAUAAUAAGUUGCAGGGUUGGCAGAGUAAAAUUGUUAAUCAAACUGGAAGAACUACGCAAGUGAAUUCUGUUCUCAGCACCAUGGGCAUGUACCAGAUGCAUGUAUUUAAAUUACCUGAAACUACCAUCCAACAAAUGGACAGAAUUCAGCGGAAUUAUUGGUGGAACAAUUACAACAAUCCUCAUUCUCAAAAGUUCAUCUCUUGGAGUAAGAGUAUCUGUAUUGGACUAGAGAUUGUAUUGAAAAAUGCUAAAUGGCAAGUAGGUAAUGGUUCAAGUAUCAACAUCUGGACCUCUAACUGGAUUCCUUCUUUGAGUUCUGCAUUACAAGAUUGGAGUGAUCUAAAUACUCGCAACUAUCAGUGGGUUUCUAAGCUUAUUGAUACCAAUACUGAGCAAUGGAAUGUGCCGCUUCGUCAUCAACUUUUUACACUUGAUCAGAUAGAAGACCUGGAUCAUAUGUUGCUUCAUUACCCUUUCUCUAAGGCGAUAUGA